Molecule: messenger RNA, 2212 nt
Organism: Pristis pectinata (smalltooth sawfish)
Lineage: Eukaryota; Metazoa; Chordata; Chondrichthyes; Rhinopristiformes; Pristidae
Product: vacuolar protein sorting-associated protein 4B-like
Exons: 11
Coding region: 181-1500 (439 amino acids)
Biological process (GO): vacuole organization; endosomal transport
Molecular function (GO): ATP binding; ATP hydrolysis activity
Source: RefSeq, a predicted model, not a curated record
GGACGCGGAAGUUGCUCGGUGCGCUGUGUGUGAGGGGGAAGUUGGCGGCUGCCCGGAGAAGCGGCGGCGGCGGCGGUGGUCGCUGAUCCAGCGGGCGGGUGAGGGUGGCGCUGGUUGUCAGCCCGUCUCGGAGCUUGGCCUCGCUCUCACCGCUCGGACGGACGGGUGUAGGGGGGCCAAAUGGCUGCCCACAGCAACAACUUGCAGAAAGGUAUUGACCUUGCUAGCAAAGCAGCUCAAGAAGAUAAAGCUGGAAACUUUGAAGAAGCCCUACGGUUGUACCAGUGUGCAGUGCAAUACUUUUUGCAUGUUGUUAAAUACGAAGCUCAAGGUGCAAAAGCAAAAGAAAGCCUUCGUGCUAAGUGUACAGAAUACCUUGAUCGAGCUGAAAAACUGAAGGAAUAUCUGCAAAAAACACAAAAGGUUAAGAAGCCUAUUGAAGAGAACAACUCGAAUAAUGAUAAGGGGAAUGAAAGUGAUGGAGAGGCUGACAAUUCGGAAAAGAAGAAAUUACAGAAUCAACUACAAGGUGCCAUUGUUAUGGAAAAGCCAAACGUGGGUUGGAAUGAUGUUGCAGGUCUAGAAGGUGCCAAAGAAGCUCUUAAGGAAGCUGUGAUUUUACCCAUCAAGUUUCCUCAUCUCUUUACAGGUAAACGAACUCCUUGGAGAGGAAUCCUUCUGUUUGGCCCUCCUGGAACUGGCAAAUCCUACCUGGCAAAGGCUGUGGCAAAAGAAGCAAACAACUCUACGUUUUUCUCCAUUUCCUCCUCUGACCUGGUAUCGAAGUGGCUUGGAGAAAGUGAAAAGUUGGUAAAGAAUUUAUUUCAGCUUGCCCGAGAACACAAGCCUUCAAUUAUCUUCAUUGAUGAGGUUGACUCUCUUUGUGGUUCGAGGAGUGAAAAUGAAAGUGAAGCUGCAAGGCGUAUUAAAACAGAGUUUUUGGUUCAGAUGCAAGGUGUUGGAGUAGAUAAUGAAGGAAUCUUGGUACUUGGAGCAACUAAUAUCCCAUGGGUUCUUGAUUCUGCCAUAAGAAGAAGAUUUGAGAAACGUAUCUACAUCCCAUUACCUGAGCAGGCUGCUCGUGCUUUGAUGUUUAAAUUGCAUCUUGGGACUACACAAAACAGUCUGUCUGAUGAAGAUUACCGGAUUCUUGCGAAAAAAACAGAUGGGUAUUCUGGGGCUGACAUCAGUAUCAUAGUACGAGAUGCUCUGAUGCAACCAGUCAGGAAGGUUCAGUCAGCCACUCACUUCAAGAGGGUCAGAGGUCCUUCAAAUUCAGAUCCAUCCGUGAUUGUGGAUGACCUCCUAACUCCAUGUUCACCAGGUGAUCCCAAUGCUUUGGAGAUGACCUGGAUAGAUGUUCCAGGGGAUAAGCUUCUGGAGCCUGUCGUCUCCAUGCCUGAUAUGCUGCAGUCAUUAGCACACAUAAAACCAACAGUUAAUGAAGAAGAUCUGAGGAAAUUGAAAAAAUUCACGGAAGACUUUGGUCAGGAAGGCUAAACCAGAGGAACAUAAUUUGCACUACAAUUUUUUUUCUUGUACCUCCUUUUUUUCUAUUCACUUCAAUCAAUUACAUACACUAGUGAACAUUUAUUUUACUUCAUAUUGUAAAAUCUUAACUCUUGUGUAUCAGGCCAUGGGACUUUGUAUAAAGUUGGAUCUAAGUCUACAUAUUAUCUUAAUGUCUGCAUGUGCCUAUCAUGAAACUAUAUCUCAAUGCAUAUAGAAAAAAAGUUGAGAACACUGCUGGCUCAAUCAAGGGUAUAGCAUGCUUUUACAAGAACAGCUGAAUAUUUUCAAAUGCAUUGAGUACCCUGUACAUACCAAUUUGCUGGGCUUGCUAUGGACUGUAAAAUAAUCUUGGUUAUUAGUGAUACAUUCCAAAUAGUGAGAAUAGGGUAAUUUAAACUGACUAUUGCACAUGAACUGUAAUAGUUGUACUGCCCUUGGGCUUGGACCUCUUCAUUGUACUUCAAGUACGCUCUAAGAUUUUCUACUAAUGGUGUGCAUAAAAUACAAACCUUAAGCUUUGUAAUGGAGAAACUUGGGCUACUUGCAUCUAGUUAUUUGUAUUCUAAGAAAUAUGAAUGAGGUGAGCAGCUCCCUCAAGUAGAUUUUUUUUAAUAAUAUUAAAUGCCUAAAAAGUCAUGGAAUCUUAAAUCCUGUGAGUUUAAUUUCUGUUUAUUUGUAAAUAAAAAAUGCAUCUACUUAA